This is a messenger RNA of Ailuropoda melanoleuca (giant panda), 943 nucleotides long. RefSeq lists its product as uncharacterized. Bases 1 to 816 code for a protein of 271 amino acids. The transcript is spliced from 4 exons. NCBI's taxonomy places the organism in Eukaryota, Metazoa, Chordata, Mammalia, Carnivora, Ursidae. The record is from RefSeq and is a predicted model, not a curated record.
AUGGCAGCCUUGUCUUUCCUGCCACUGAUGAACCUGAUGUCUGAUGCUCUCCUCACACGCGAGGCAUUGAGUGAAGCAGGUUUACUGGACACGGUGGCGCCUAAUCAGAAGCCCCUUCGGGACCCAGACACUUGCCACUCCAGCUGCCAGGAGUGGAGGCUGCUGACGGCUCAUAGCCUAGACUCUGCGGAGAAAACGGCCCUCCGCCUCCUCACUGCUGUCCCGAGGGAGAUUCUCGGGAGAUUCCGGACGGCGCAAGGGAGGCGCAAGGGAGGCGCAAGGGAGGCGGAGGCCAUCUUGUGCCAUCGUGGCCAAUGUGCUGACUCAGCUCCGUGCGGGAGGCAGCCGCCGGGCCAGGUGUGCGAGUUUAGCUUCGUGACGAGGGGCUCCACCUCUGUAGGGCUUCCGCUCCACCGAGGUCAGGGGCACCAAGAAUGGGCACAGUUCCAGGCAGUCUUUGUGGGGUCGCCGCUCGUCCCUGUGGGGCUCCAGCCUGCUGCUGGUCUUUGCUUCCUGACUGCCCAGCCUGCGGACUUGAAGCUCCAGUCCAGAUGCCGACACAUCCGUCCGGGGGCCACUUACUCCCUUCCCACAAUGCGCGGGUCGGGUCCCUGCAGUACAUCCCCUGCUAGACCCGUCUCUUGUGCUAGAGAUCUCGCGCUGUUCUGCUUCACCGGCCCCACCCGGACUGACACAGGUAUAGAUCCAAGAGAAUUGAAAGCACGGUUUCAGAGAGAUAUCUGCACCUCCGCAGUAAUAGCAGCACUACUCAUAACAGCCAAGCGGUGGAAGACCCAAAGGUCCAACAAUGGAUGAAUGGAUAAACAAAAUGUACUUUAUACAUACAAUGGAAUGCUAUGCCUCCUUAAAAAGGAAGGGAUUCCUGUCACACGCUACACCAUGGAUGAAGCCUGAGGAUACUAUACUAAAUGAAAUAAACCAA